Danio aesculapii is the source of this 663-nucleotide messenger RNA. RefSeq names its product retinol binding protein 7b, cellular (gene rbp7b). Gene Ontology annotation, molecular function: fatty acid binding. Gene Ontology annotation, biological process: fatty acid transport. The coding region runs from base 148 to 555 and encodes 135 amino acids. Gene Ontology annotation, cellular component: nucleus; cytosol. NCBI's taxonomy places the organism in Eukaryota, Metazoa, Chordata, Actinopteri, Cypriniformes, Danionidae. The transcript has 4 exons. The record is from RefSeq and is a predicted model, not a curated record.
AUCACCCCUGCCCCAUAUUACUACACACAGACCUGCUGAAAUACGACACAACACAUCUGCUUCUCUCAUUUCCACACAUGUACAGUUAAAUUCCUGUGUCUAACAGGAGUUAGAACUCACAGAAACUCUACAGGAUCAGCAUCAAACAUGCCUGUAAACUAUAGUGGAACUUGGGACAUAGUGGACAACCACAACUUUGAAGGUUACAUGGUGGCUCUUGGAAUUGAUUUCGCCACACGAAAGAUAGCGGGAAUGCUAAAGCCACAGAAGAUUUUUGAGCAAGACGGAGACUCUUUCACCAUUAAAACUUUAACAACUUUCAGAAAUUACUCCAGUUCGUUUAAAAUUGGAGAAGAGUUUGAGGAAAUCACCAAAGGAUUGGACAACAGAAAAUGCCAGACUACAGUCAACUGGGACAAUGACAGACUCGUGUGCAUUCAAAAAGGAGAAAAGAAGAAUAGAGGAUGGACACACUGGAUGGAGGGAGACACUCUUUAUCUGGAACUUACAUGCGAAGACCAGAUCUGCAAACAAACCUACAAAAGAACUGCCUGAACCACUGUAAAAUAAACCUGCUGUCAUGUAAGAAUACUGUACAAUCUGCAUUAAACAGUUUUUAAUUGAAUGCAUCUUUACAAAAUAAAAAAUAUAUACACAAAUAUC